Dovyalis caffra is the source of this 981-nucleotide messenger RNA. NCBI's taxonomy places the organism in Eukaryota, Viridiplantae, Streptophyta, Magnoliopsida, Malpighiales, Salicaceae. The record is from the annotation of a GenBank genome assembly.
AUGGCUAGUUCAAAGCUUUCCUCAGGUUUAAUCUUUCUCCAAUUGGUUUUGCUAGUGUUUGUCUUUAACUCGGCAAAUGCGCAAUUGAAGGUAGGGUUUUACAAGUAUACAUGUCCAAAAGCUGAGGCUGUUGUGAAGGAGGUUAUAGAUCAAGUGAUGAAAGUAGCUCCUAGCCUCAGUGGCCCUUUGUUGAGGAUGCAUUUUCAUGACUGCUUUGUUAGAGGUUGUGAUGCGUCAGUUCUUUUGAACUCUAGCACUGGUCAAGCUGAAAAAGAUUCACCUCCAAAUUUAAGCCUUAGAGGCUUUCAAAUUAUCGACAGAGUCAAGGCUGCAUUAGAGAAGGAGUGUCCCGGAGUGGUCUCCUGUGCAGACAUCAUUGCCAUUGUGGCCAGGGAUGUCACUGUUGCGACUAUGGGACCAACCUGGGAAGUUGAAACUGGAAGAAGAGAUGGAAAUGUGUCCAGGGUUUCAGAGCCCUUAACAAACCUGCCACCAUUUUUUGCGAACAUUUCUCAAUUGAUAGCACAAUUUCGUGCUAAGAAUCUAAACGUAAAGGACCUUGUGGUGCUCUCAGGUGGGCACACCAUUGGCACUUCUCAUUGCUCUUCAUUCAAUAAUCGGCUGUACAACUUCACUGGAAAGGGUGACACUGAUCCCACAUUGGAUUCAGAAUACAUACCACAUUUGAAGAAAAAAUGUAAGGCAGGAGAUCAAACUACGCUAGUUGAAAUGGAUCCCGGAAGCGUCAGGACAUUCGAUAACAGCUAUUAUACACUCCUAACUAAAAGAAGGGGACUUUUUCAAUCUGAUGCAUCUCUCCUUGACAACAGCCAGACAAAAGCUUAUAUUAAACUUCAGUCUGCCACUGGUGGAUCCACUUUCUUCAAAGACUUUGGUGUUUCCAUGAUAAAAAUGGGCAGGGUUGAAGUUCUUACUGGUAAAUCUGGUGAAAUCAGGAAAGUUUGCAGCAAGGUUAACUAG